This is a messenger RNA of Phytophthora nicotianae INRA-310, 1527 nucleotides long. RefSeq lists its product as hypothetical. Gene Ontology annotation, molecular function: ubiquitin-like modifier activating enzyme activity; tRNA threonylcarbamoyladenosine dehydratase activity. Bases 48 to 1343 code for a protein of 431 amino acids. Gene Ontology annotation, biological process: cyclic threonylcarbamoyladenosine biosynthetic process. The transcript has 2 exons. Lineage: Eukaryota; Oomycota; Peronosporomycetes; Peronosporales; Peronosporaceae. The record is from RefSeq and is a predicted model, not a curated record.
CAAUCCAAACCAGUGUUUUUUAGCCACUAGAAACUGAUACUCAAGUGAUGGUCAAGACGGUGGGCAGCGGCCAACUCGCGGCUGCGUUCGGCGUCGGCGUGGCGGCUACAAUUGCGGCGCAAUACGUGUACCAAGUUGCGCUCAAGCGCAGCUCUUAUCUGUCGAAAUCGGCUGUAACGACGCCGCGCGGAACGGAUGCUUCUGCGCAGGAGUUGCUGGAGGAGCAACUGUCCCGCAUUUCCGCCUUCUUUGGGCCCGAGGGCUUCGCUAAGGUUAAGGACGCGUUCGUGGUGGUUGUGGGGCUCGGUGGUGUUGGAUCCCACGCUGCGCACAUGUUGGCGCGCUCAGGCGUCGGCAAGCUUCGGCUCAUCGACUUUGACAAUGUCACGCUGUCUUCACUGAACCGCCACGCUGUGGCCACCCGCGGUGACGUAGGGCUGUCCAAAGUCACAGCCAUGAAGCGCCACUUGCAUGAGAUCGUGCCGGACUGCGAGGUCGAGGACAUGGCCGUCAUGUUCGAGGCAAACAGCGCCGACGAACUGCUGGAAGGCAACCCCACGUACGUGCUGGACUGCAUUGACGACGUUAAGACCAAAUGUGCGCUGCUUGAGGCUGUGACUCGCAAGGGACUCAAAGUUAUCACAGCGACUGGAGCUGGUGCCAAGGCUGACCCAACUCGUCUGCAGAUUGGAUCGUUAAAGGACGCUGUUCGUGACCCGCUUGCGACGAAGAUCCGGUACUUCUUAAAGAAGAAGGGGAUUUCGUCGUCGGAGAUCACGACUAUUUUCUCGAGUGAGAAGAGCGUGUGUAAGCUGCUGCCUUUAGAUGCUGAGCAGGCGCAGAAUCCCGAGCAGUUUGGCAAUGUAGAGAACUUCCGCAUCCGGGUGAUCCCCGUGUUGGGCACGAUGCCCGCGCUCUUCGGACAGUCCAUGGCGGCGUAUGUUCUGUGUGAUCUGGCUGGUAAGAAGAUCAACCCGGAGGCGGUGGCACGACUGUCACGUGACCAGCGCAACAAGCUGUACCAGAAGUUGCAACAACGUGAACACGUGCUGUUCCACGAAGGCCACAAAAUCGAGCUGGAGAAGGACGAGAUUGAGUUCGUGUACCAGGAAAUCUGGCGUGGACGUAGCUCUGUGAGUGGAGCGCGUAAUGGUGGCCACGACCGCCUGUACUUGGCUCGCUGGCGAACGGACCGACCACUGGACCCGGACAAUGUGGUAUACUUGACCACAAAGGAGCUCGCCAUUCUAGACAAGAACGGAAUCGAAGGGUUUGACCCAGAGAUUGUUGCCCGCAUCGAUGCUCGUCUGAGUCAGUUCGGAAGCUGGGCGGUUCCUCAGUAGAAAUACCAUAGAGCUGCGUUAUAUGCAUGUAGAACUGCAGUAGAAUGAGCUGGAGAUUUUGUAGACAGCAAUUUUGGAGCUUGAAAACUGCAAUAGACCGACUCGGUCUAAAAUGAAGAUGUCACGGUACUCUUUAUUAUGUGACAUGUGCCAAUGCAACGAAAAGUGUUGAUUUCAGUAUGGC